Molecule: messenger RNA, 3468 nt
Organism: Haemonchus placei
Lineage: Eukaryota; Metazoa; Nematoda; Chromadorea; Rhabditida; Trichostrongylidae
Source: the annotation of a GenBank genome assembly
AUGAGGGGAUUGCGACUUCCACGGCAGCAAGGAAAGCAGUCGAUGAGCAUCUUCAAUGUGUCGGGUCAUUGUCUUGCUGGGCUUGCUGAAAAUAAGCCACUUGGGCCAGUACUGCGAACAAACGGCCAGAUAAACGAGCUUGACUCUCGCUACUAUGCCGGAGGUUCUUCAUCAUUCUUCAAUGUCGGUAAUCUCGCUGCUGCUAUAGAAUCAUGCCACGACAUUAUGGGUGUUUCUCCUGUGUCCGAGGAGCACGUCAGGUGGGAUCCAACGCCGUUCGGAUGGUCUCCUCGACCAGAAGCUGCGCUUGUACUUGGUCGAAGUCGUGCCGUCAUUUAUCCAGAUCUUCUGCCCGGUGUGCAACCGGAUCUCUUCGAGUUCAAUCACCAGUUUUUCACUGCCGGAGAGGAUUUACUCUUGGCUCAUGCUUUGCAAGCGUUACGUGGUGUCUGUCACUUGCGAUUUCCCUUCCAACGACCGCUUGUUCGUUUCGACACCCUUCAAAUGUGGCCUGAGGAAGAAAGGCCUAUAUGGUAUAAUAAGUUCCUGAAACACUUUGUAACCAUUGGUCCUACAGUGGUUAUUCCUGCAGCCCACAUAAAUGAUGGUACUGUGUUGUGCCCUCCACCUGCAACAUUUUGUGAAGUUGCCGUGCAAGAGGAAAAAACGUCCAAUCAUCGAAAGGGGUCUGCGAGCAUCUCAGGAUCAUGUGUCUCUUACGAGGUUGACGUCAGCUUCUUUCGCGAAAACUGCCAUAUCGAAACAGGUGCUACCGCUCUCCCGAUUUCGUAUCUCAAGGAAACGGCACGCGCUGGUUUUUACUUUCCUUAUGAGUUUCAAGUGGCCGAGUCGAAGCAGCGACUAUCUGUUGCUAGCAACAUCUUUAUGAGUAGUGGCUGCGAUCAACUAGAAAGAGUGAAUGUGAAAGACGAAGGAAAUAUGUCACAUCGUACAGUAGCUGAUCUGAAGUCACCUGCAAAAAGUCGUUCUCCAGAAGGCUCAUCGUUGAAGGCGACCGAUCUUCCCCUUAAUAAUCCGAAUGACUUAGUUUCUGAUGAUACUGCAUCCCCAGGCGCAAUUUCACUAUUGCAAGCCUCCAAACCACGCGUCGUUGCCACUGAAUCGGAUACAGAAUUCAGCGUGUACGAGCCAGGCAAAGAGUUCGUCGUUUUGCCUCCAUCGCAACAGGAAGAGCUCCAAGUACCGAAGUCUGAGUUUUCUGUGGACAUGGAGCUGGAAGAGGGUGAGAUCAUCAGCCCGGACAAAUCACGUGGCUGUCGUACGAGCACUGAUCGCACACAUGCCGAAUCGUCUUCGAGUAGACGCGGAAAUUCGCACCCUCACGGUGCUCAUAUUAAACGGGCGAGGUCUCGAGCACGGUCAAGGUCUCCCUCACGAAAACGUAAACGGAAAGGCUCUGCAAGAAGAACAAGUUCUGCCAGUGGUGUGCGGCUCGCUAGGGAACGAGAGUCAACAAGAACGAGGAUUGAAUUUGCAAAAAAGUAUAAUCGCCGAAAUGAGACGAAUACCUCGGUAAGCAGAACAAAUGCACGCCGGCAGUCGCCAAGUUCUGAUCGCCGAAGAACUCUGCGCAAAACAAGCCAUAAGUCGGAGAAUUCUAUAGUUGGCACUGCAGCAGGCAAGUCUUCAAAGCGCGCUCCAUAUGAUGUAGAAACUAAGCAGUCAUGCAAAUCGAGUCGACGAGGAGCUGGCCGAAAGUCCGGUGGAAAGAGAGUUCUAGUUGAAGAAGACGAUUCAAACAAGAGGCGCGGUCAUUUGAAGGAUACUGCCAACGUUGUUUCAUCUACGUCCGAGAAACUGUCUAGUACCUCCGAAGUGUGUACAAUGACGGCCUCUGAUUCGAAGUCCGACAAGGUUUGCGACACCUUCGUUGAUCACGGUGAUGUAAUGGAAGAACUAAGAGUUGAAGUCGACGGUUAUGAGCCAUCUUCAACAAUAGCCAUGGAUAAAGACGAGGGGCUGUUGAUUGAUGUCUCCAGAACUGUGGAAGCUGGAGCCUCUCCUGUUGAAUCUUUGUCUUGUGCUUGGAAAGACAGUGAUUUCGAUUAUGAAGAUUACGGUAUUUGCACUCCACGACAGCAGGAUAUACCUGCAGCGGAAUUCAACUCGCCAUUCGUACCGAAGACACCUACGUUCAACACUCCAUCCGACUACUCUCCGCUUGGAACUGCUUACCAACUAAGUCGCUCGAGUCCUGGAUCUGAUUUGGGAGUGCCUGUUACGCCACGCGACGAUGCCCGAACAAGAAGUCCAACACUUUUGCGAGCUCCCUCGGCAGUUAGCAGAGCUCUGUUUGCAAAAGUCGAGAUCAAACGAGUUCCAACUGAUGCGAUCCGAAAGACUGAUCUGACUGGUAUGGCGUCGCAGGCAGAGUGCUGGAAAGAAGCUUGGGAUUGUACGAGUAACGAUCCUGGUCCUUUUGUCUACGAUUAUGUGAAUAUGAGGGCAUCUUCAGCAUUCGGCGUCGGAUCCAUAGCAAACGAUUACUCUGAAGACGCUCUUGGGUCGGAAAUGUACACUGCUGAGACCACGGAUGAGAUGGACGCUGCUGGAAAGACGAGGAUGAAACGUAGAACUCGCACUGAGAAGGAGAGGAUGGGCUUGGAGUGUAUGCAAAGUCCCCAUCAUCGGUUUCGGCAAAUGAAUAAUCUUGCUAGAAAGAUUGCAUUGGACGUCAAACAUCGGACGUUCAUGCACCAAGACAUAUGGCGUACUGUUGAACGAAUAGUUCUGGGCUCAGAGAACCUUGAGGCGCAGUUCGAUCGGCUUACGACUGUUCUCCUCCCAGACCACGCGGAUGUAUUGGUCUUAUUGUCUCUAUUGGCUGAUGAGGCUGUGUUGCCCCCAGAAUUACUCACUAGUUCUCUCCGCCGAGCAUAUCACGGCGCUAUCCAGAUGUUACUUGCCAUUGAGGCUUACUGUCAUGGCACUCGUUCCCGUAGCUCGAACACUCGAAGUCUCCUUAAAACAAUCGGCAGCAUGGGUCAAACCUUGAGCGAGUCGGAGUUCUGCGAUAGACUUGCGGACCUACUAGGCAAUGAACGACCAUUGUGGAAUUACAUCCGUCAAUGGCUUCCAUUGCCAUACGAUGAAAAAGUAGCUCCGGCCGACUUCGAAUUCAUCGACCUAUGCAAACGCUCCGAUUCGGAGUUGCUUGAAGACAAAGGUGCAGAAUGCAUUGAUGACCUGAGUGCUGUUCUUGGUACGCCACCUCCGAGGAAAGGUGGACCACUGCAGGUCACUGGUGGUCAACUGAAUUCCCUCCAGAAUGGCGUUUAUGUUCCUAUCAUGAUUUCUAAAGAGAAAAGUUCAGAAGAAGUUCCAGUUGCUGCCCAAACGGAAAACCAUGAACCUUCUUGGACACGAGAAACCGAUAUGAUGAUCUUGAAGACCUACAAUGAUGUGGAAGGCGGUGUCGAAGAUGUAAAAGCAUCAGGAUCAAAAUAG